This is a messenger RNA of Oncorhynchus keta (chum salmon), 3089 nucleotides long. RefSeq names its product E3 ubiquitin-protein ligase Topors-like. The record is from RefSeq and is a predicted model, not a curated record. Gene Ontology annotation, biological process: protein polyubiquitination; protein monoubiquitination. The transcript is spliced from 8 exons. The annotation marks the transcript as partial. Gene Ontology annotation, molecular function: metal ion binding; ubiquitin protein ligase activity. Lineage: Eukaryota; Metazoa; Chordata; Actinopteri; Salmoniformes; Salmonidae.
UGCUAAGUGGUGUAGCUACCUAGCUAUCUUUUAUAGGUAACUGGUGAGUGACUGCGAUUGGUGAGCGAUGAACCAGGAUGGUUUAGCAUUCAGGUUUAGCUCGUUAGCUCGUUAGCUGGGCGGAAGUGGAAGCAGCAGCACCUCGUUACCAAAGCCAGCUGUGAAGAAUAUAAUAUAUGCGCUAGAUCUGGUCGCUUAAAAAAAAAAACAAUAAGAAACCAUUUAUGUUUGAUCUGAAAAUGUGUGUUUGUCUGGGGAAUGGGUGGUGUGGCAGGCAUAGACCGACUUGACCUCUGAACCGUAUCGAACCGUAUCGCGUUGACAUGGUUCGGUUGACGAAGAUGGCCCCUACCAAGAUGAAACUGCGUGUCCGACGGCGGGAGAGCGGAGGAGGCGGUCAGGAACAGGAAGAAACCUCUAAGACCUCCUCUCAGUCGGUUUCGGCCGAGGCGUCUCCUGACUCUAAAUGCCCAAUCUGUCUGGACCGUUUCAACAACAUGUCUUACCUGGACAGGUGUCUCCAUCGCUUCUGCUUCCAGUGCAUACAGGAGUGGAGCAACAACAAGGUGGAAUGUCCUCUGUGUAAACAGCCGUUCUCCUCCAUCCUUCACUCGAUCAAGGCCCAGGACAACUUUAAAGAGUUUACUCUCAGGCCACCUCCUGUUACAGGGGAGAACGGGACCGCAAUGAUCGCAGCUGCCGAAGCAGCCGCCGCUGCCCUGGUGACCGCCAGGGUCGGUGGUAGUCAUGGAGAACGAAGGAGGACGAGGAGAAGAGGAGGGGGGCAGGGGAGAGGAGGGAGAGAGAGGAGACAGUCAGGACGACUGUGGAGAGGGAGGGGCCUCUCUUCUGCUCCUCCUCUCCCUCCUCUUCAUCCCCCUCUUCUACCCAGGCCCGAGGAUGGAGGAAUGAGAGGAGAGAUGGAUGGAGAGGACCCGGGGGUCAUCUUUGAUGGGCUGACUGGCGUGUCCGCCCCCCCACCUCACGAUCGAGGGGUGCAGCGUCUCAUGGUACGUCUGGCUGCUAGGCGACGGUCCCAGAGAGAGGGGCGCUCCGUAAGACUGCUCCGACCGCGGGAGAUGCUCUCCUUCCGCCGGGCGCUCUACCGCAGUGGCGUACGUGUCAGGAACGCCCGCGGCGGCUGCGAGAGGCCCCGUGACAUCACUGCUGCGUUCUACCAGCGGAACCCGGUUGCUCUCCAUAGACUCCUCCCCUGGUUACAGCGGGAGCUGACGGUGUUGUACGGCGCCCACGGCUCAUUGGUCAACAUCGUCCAACGCAUCAUCACCUCGCGAAUCGCACGUCACGACAUGGAGGGAGGGGGUGGGGCCAUCCAGGACGAACUCCGUCCCUUCCUGCUGGCGAGGACUGAUCACUUCCUUCACGAGCUUAUCAGUUUUGCACGUUCCCCUCUCAGUAUGGAAGUGUACGACCAGCUGUCCAUCUACGACCCUCCAGCGCCGUCCUACGAGGACAGGAUGACGUCAUCAUCUAGCGACACUGACGACUCUGUCAUCGCCAUUUCGGAUGAAGAGGAAGAGGAAGGAGGGUCGGAGGGAGAACGAGAGAGACGGCCGGUGUCGGUAGCAGGAAGUAGCGCUCUGAGCCAAUCCGCUUGGGACGAUGAAACACCAGGACCCUCCUACUCUACCGCUGAGCCGUCCCAAUCCCCCAUGCCGCUCUCGAUCAGCCCAGGGGGGAGGGACUCUGGUCCAGCGGGGGCUAAUCAGAAUCCUGCUCUGGACAUGACAGCGGCAGGGAAUGGAGAGAGGGUUGAGGAGGGAGGAGAGGAAGAGGAAGAGGAGGAGGAACAAUGUAUGAUAGUAGGGUUUGUUAAAGCCAUGGCUGAGAGAACUCCUGAACUGGUCCAACUCUCCUCGGACCCCUCAGACGAAGAGGGGGAGAAACAGGAGACGAAAGAGACUGUUCCCCAAACAGUGUUAACCCCUCUCUCUCUCGUUGUCCCUCCCCUCUCCAUUCCAGUUCCCCCCAUGUCUCUGUUUAUAAACACCAGCACAGAAAGACCGGGAGGAGGGGGGGAGAGACAGGGAGGAGGGGGGGAAAGACUUGGAGGAGGGGGGGAAAGAGGACUGGGAGUAAGACAUCUAGACAGAGAGAGAGAGCAGGUAGAAGAGAGACUCCUCUAUUGCCCUCUAGGGGAGAGAAGGGAGGGCAGACACCGAGAGCGGUCGUGUUCAGGAUCGCGGUCCAGAAGCAGACAUCGGUCAGCGAGCGCUUGGUCGCGGUCCAGGAGUUCUGAACGGAGCUGGUCAGCACGGAGCCCCGUGUCUGUACGGAGCGACGACAGCAGCCAGGAACGGCGCCGGAAGAGACGGGCGAGAGAGCGGGAGAAAAGGAGACAGGAGAAAGGAAGAGGAAGAGGCUCCCACGACAGAGGCUCCCACGACAGAGGCUCCCACGACAGAGGCUCCCACGACAGAGGCUCCCACGACAGAGGCUCCCAUAGACAACACAGCAGAGAGCACAGGAGAGAGACCAGUGGAGGAAGUGAGAGGAGCAGAGGUAGAGAGAGAGAAAGGAUUCCAUAUGAACCAGCCAGGUCCCAAUAUUCUAACACAGGAAUAUUCUGUAGUCCGGAAAACAGCGUCCUAUCCCAUUCCCCGUCCUUAUCCCGGAGUAGCCAGCGAGGACCAGAAUCUCCUGGGGAACACCGGCAUUCCCGGUCCUCUGACAGCCUCUCUUCCUCCAGCUCCCUGUCCCAUCUCUCUGCACACAGACAGCAUUCCCGACAUUCCCCACGCUCCGACAAGCCGGGAGGGAAGAGGAAAUAUAAGACACGGCAUCUGGAAGACCCUUCCUGGGAGCCAUCCAGCUCUGCACGGAGAGAGAGGGGGCGAGGGGGGGAGCGAGAGAGGGGGCGAGGGGGGACAGAGGCCACCGCUAGCCCCCGGAAGAGCAGAGGCAGUCUGGAAGACCCUUCCUGGGAGCCAUCCAGCUCUGCACGGAGAGAGAGGGGGCGAGGGGGGGAGCGAGAGAGGGGGCGAGGGGGGACAGAGGCCACCGCUAGCCCCCGGAAGAGCAGAGGCAGUCUGGAAGACCCUUCCUGGGAGCCAUCCAGCUCUGCACGG